AUGGAUCCAGAAAAUAAUACAAGAAUUUCAGAGUUUCUUCUCUUGGGAUUUUCCGAGGGCUCAGACCUGCAGCCCCUCAUAUUUGGGCUUUUCUUCUUCAUGUAUAUAAUCACUGUAUUUGGGAACCUGCUCAUCAUCCUUGCCACAAUCUCAGACUCUCACCUGCACACACCCAUGUACUUCUUCCUCUCCAACCUGUCUUUUGUGGACAUCUGUGUAACCUCCACCAUCAUUCCAAAGAUGCUGGUGAACAUCCAGACAGAGAGCAAAGCCAUUAGCUAUGCAGGUUGCAUCACCCAGAUGUACUUUUUCUUGCUUUUUGUAGAGUUGGACAACUUCUUCCUGGCUGUGAUGGCCUAUGACCGAUAUGUAGCCAUCUGUCACCCCCUGCACUACAUGGCUAUCAUGAAUGACCGAUUCUGUGGGUUGCUGGUUCUGGUGUCCUGGAUCAUGAGUUUCCUGCAUGCAUUGUUGCAAAGCUUAAUGGCACUGCAGCUGACUUUCUGUAGAGACGUUGAAAUUCCCCACUUUUUCUGUGAGCUUAAUCAGGUGGUCCAACUUACCUGCUCAGACAACUUUCUUAAUGACAUUGUGGUGUAUUUUGCAGCUGUGCUGUUGGCUGCUGGUUCCCUCACUGGUAUCCUGUACUCUUACUCCAAGAUAGUUUCCUCCAUUCGUGCAAUCUCAUCAGCUCAGGGGAAGUACAAAGCAUUUUCUACCUGUGCAUCUCACCUCUCAGUUGUCUCCUUAUUUUAUUGUACAGGGCUUAGUGUGUACCUUAGUUCUGCUGUGACCCAAAACUCAUACUCAACUGCAAGAGCCUCAGUGAUGUACACAGUGGCAACCCCAUGGUGA
Messenger RNA from Castor canadensis (American beaver), 855 nucleotides. RefSeq names its product olfactory receptor 7A17-like. The record is from RefSeq and is a predicted model, not a curated record. Gene Ontology annotation, biological process: G protein-coupled receptor signaling pathway. Gene Ontology annotation, cellular component: membrane. Gene Ontology annotation, molecular function: olfactory receptor activity; G protein-coupled receptor activity. Lineage: Eukaryota; Metazoa; Chordata; Mammalia; Rodentia; Castoridae.